AUGCAUCGCGCUCUUGUUCUCUUUGGAGAUGCUUAUGCCGUGACACAAGAUGGCAGAGCUGUCGUCAAAACGAAGUUUGGAUCGGUUGCGCAGCCCCGAGACACACCACCAUGCAGGACCGUGCACUUCACUCUUGAGCAGUUUUGCUCACUGCUUUCGACUGAAGACAGGGCUUUAUGGCGGGACUUCGUGCGGGCUGUCUUGCAGAUGAAGAAGGACGAGGCAACCAACAUCGUGCGAGCAGCCACCAGAACCACAGCUGCUGCUGUGCAGAGCAAUUGUCAAGACCCCACAAUAUCGGUACUCGUAUCGACUCUGGCUCGCGCAAACGUGGAUGUACAGCCAUGCUCAUUGGCGACCAAGUUGCGAAACCUCCCCCCUGAUGAGCCGUCGCUUCACACGACCACUCAAGCUCUGAAGCACAAAGACGGUGACUACAAUCAGCUGCUCAAUGCUUACCUUGUUUGGAAGUCCUGGCAGGACUGGCCUCGUGAGUAUGCGCGGAGACUGCUGUCUACGCACCUCAUCGUGGUGAAGGAGGCUGCAUCUAACGCGCGACUGCGCGUGGAUUGUUACAUCCCACCGCAGUCCAAAGAUGACGAUGCCUUCAUUACAUUGAUGGAGUUUGAAGGUGAUCGCUCGGCGCAACCCCACGACUUCGUCUCAGCUUGCAAGUCAAUUCAGAAGGACCUUGCUUUGCAGUGCGCUGAAGUGUGGGCGUCCAAGGCACGAUUCAUGGUGUGGUACUGCAAUGGUGAAGACAACAUCCACCUCAGCCGCCUUUUCACCAGCAACAACCACGUCAACGACGACGAGCAUCCGGCAGAAGACUGGGCGCGGGUUGCAUUUGAGCAGCUGAAACCUGCAUGCGAGCCACAUGGCUUCCGAUUUGAUCACCACGACUACGCGUUCACAGCACCCCACAAGUCGCAGUGGAUCCUUCUCGUGGUCUGGGACCCUGACAUGCACAGCACAGCUGCAGAUGCGCUGCGAGAGCACGUUCACAGCAUUCCGCUCAUUCGACAGAUACUCCGUGAACACGUCGUGGAGAUAGUGGGCUGUGCCGAGUAUUCUCAUCGGCGAGAGCUCCUGGCCAGCUUCACCCCAGAGGCGGCAGCGGCAAUCCAACCACGUGCAAGCUCAAACCAAUCGCUCUACACCAACGCCGUGGCGAGGAUCAACAGCGUGUGGGACGCUAUGCUACUUCCGCAUGACCAGGACGGUGGUGGCAGUAGACAGCACAGCGGAGUGACAGCAGCGCAGCUGGUGGUUGAUGUGGGGUUUACCGGGGACGUGUGUGAGCGGCUUCUCAAGAUCGCCCGCAGGCUCGACAGCGAGGGCUGCCCUGGCUACACGAUCCGCUCGCUGGCCAUCUCGGCUGUGUGGAACUUGUGCAUGCCGAUGGAAGGCCCGCUCAUUGGCGAUGACAUCCUGCUUGGUGCAGAUGGGGCAGUCAACAUUGCUGGCGGUGAUGGCAGGGCUGUGCACGUCUAUCACCGUGAUGGUUGCGAUCUGUUGCAGAGCAAGAACAAGCAGGGCACUCUCCUUGAACAACUCCCUUCAGCGACGUUACCCCGUCUGAAACUGCCCCCGCCCAAGGGUGAGACCACGGUUCGUCUUUUCCAUGGCACCACCCGCGCAGCGGCCACGGCGAUUCUCCAAGACGGCAUCGAAGCUGCAAGGCUGGGCGACGCGUGCGACUUUGGCAAAGCCUUCUGCACUACCACGAGCUUUCCUUACGCGGUGCAGUAUGCAUACGAUCGAGCAGUCGCUUCAAGCCGGGCUGAUGACGACAUGGCCAUUCUCGUGUUUGACUUGCGCACGGACAAGCUGCCCAGGGGAUCAAAGUUGCUUACUCUUCGCGAUUCAACAGACUGGAAGCUGCUGCUGGAACAUUGCCGCCGCUGCAAGCUGCGUCAGCUGAAGAAGGGCUACCCAGGCCUGCACACCAGAUACAGCAAUGCAGAACUGGUCAUCGGCAAUAUCUGCGGAAAUGCAACUCAAAUUGAAACACGUGGGGCGAAUGGCGCACGCCCCCUCAUGUACCACGGCGAGCCUGUGACGCAACACGCCUUUCGACCACAGCACAGUGGCGACUUUGCUGUGUUGAGUGAUUUGCUUGAUGGGGACGUGUCUGCGGGCACAUCCGCACGCCGCAUCCUCGUCAGGGGCGCUCCACGCACCAUCUAG
This is a messenger RNA of Salpingoeca rosetta, 2190 nucleotides long. RefSeq lists its product as uncharacterized. Lineage: Eukaryota; Choanoflagellata; Craspedida; Salpingoecidae. The transcript is spliced from 2 exons. The coding region runs from base 1 to 2190 and encodes 729 amino acids. The record is from RefSeq and is a predicted model, not a curated record.